Molecule: messenger RNA, 2100 nt
Organism: Acipenser ruthenus (sterlet)
Lineage: Eukaryota; Metazoa; Chordata; Actinopteri; Acipenseriformes; Acipenseridae
Product: zinc finger protein 202-like
Exons: 2
Coding region: 789-1766 (325 amino acids)
Molecular function (GO): zinc ion binding; nucleic acid binding
Source: RefSeq, a predicted model, not a curated record
AGAGUGAACUCUUGUUUUAGAUCUCCCUUCCGACCGGUGAGGACACUGGGGAGGAGGAGCAGACAGAGCCGCGGUGCGCAACGUCACAGACCCGGUCGGGAAGCGCGGUGGCAAUCGCGCAUUGGCUGACGGCGGUUGCCCUCGCUGACCAAUGGGGACGAGACGGGGCGUACAAAAGGGGGCGUGGCCCAGGGUUCUGUUCCUUCUGGCAAGGUACAGUGUGUGUGAGAGAGAGAGAGAGAGAGAGAGAGAGAGAGAGACGAGCGAGAGCGCAUUUUUACUGCAGUGUAUACGAGCAGGGGAAUAACUAAACGGAACUUAUUGUGUUUGAAUAUACCUGCUAACCCCUUCACCCUUUGUCUGUCCAUAGAGCACUAACGGGACGCUCCGGGAAUACUUUGGAGGAGCGCGGACCCGGAAGUGCCGGACUGUGUGCAGUACUUCAUCUCGGGGGGGAGUGAGGAAGGACGGACUGUGUUUUUGUUUGAUUGUCCUUGCGUUUUGGUUUCAUUUUCAUUUGGGACUGCAACCCCUUUCUUUCCCUUUGUUUGUCGGGUUACACAUUGUUGUGUAUCCCGGCGCUGUUAUUAUUAUUAUUAUUAUUAUUAUUAUUAUUAUUAUUGUUGUUUGACCGGGUUACACAUUGCUGUGUAUCCCGGCGUUAUUAUUGUUGGACUUUUCCCGUGUUGUGGAUUAAAACCCGGAGUUUACCAACAAACCUGGACUGGUCUAGCGAUCUUUUACACCACACCCUCAGCCAACCUGUCACACGUGGCGUCAGAAGUGGGAUGGAUCCAGCCAGUUUUGCGGCGGUGUUGGAGGCUUUGGACAGCCGAAGGGAGGUUGAGGAACGGAGGAGGGAGGAGCGAUACACGGCCCUUAUCGAGAGGGUCGGGAUGGGGAUGACGUCAGCAGCAACAACGGGCCCCGUGAUGGUUGCCCCGAAGGCCCGGGCCCAGAAAAUGACGGUGGAGGAUGACCCCGAAGCCUACCUUGUGGCAUUCGAGCGGCUGGCCACCACCGCAGCCUGGCCCCGGGAGUACUGGGCGAGCCAACUGGGCCCUUGCUUGAUUGGGGAGGCGCAAGCCGCAUAUCGGGCUAUGACUGAUGAAGACGCGGCCCAGUACGACUUGGUGAAGCAGGCUAUCCUCCGCCGUCUGAACAUCACGGGGGAGACCCACCGGGUCAGAUUCAGGGAGUUCCGGCGGCCACCAAACACACGACCCAGGGUGGUGGCCCAACGGCUAUGCGACCACAUGGCGCAAUGGCUAAACCCCAGCCAGAAAACUGGGGUUCAGAUGGGGGAAGCCAUUGUCAUGGAACAGUUUUGCCAUGUGGUCGGAGGCGAAACGCAGGCCUGGAUACGCCGGCACAACCCCACCACCCUGGACCAGGCCGUAGCACUGGCCGAGAACUUCGAGGACUCCCUCAUGUCCGCCCAGACCACCUUGCUGAACUACCCCUCCUCCUCCGUUACUAAGGGACCACCACCAAACCCCCCCGGACCAAGACCUGCCAGACCACCGGCCCCGUUGGGCCAUCCAAGCUCCUUACCAUGGAGGCAGAGGUUGGCUCCCAGCUGGGGUAGAAUGGUUUCCCCCGCCCCGCUGUCAUACCAGCAGCGGGACAAGUAUGUACCGCCCUUGCCCUCUGCCCCACCAGUCUGUUUUAGGUGCCAGCAGCCGGGACACAUCGCCAGAUACUGCCCGGCCGCCAUGGAGUGCGACGUGGCUGCGUGUCAUCUGGCAUCAGAGACAGAGCACUAACGGGACGCUCCGGGAAUACUUUGGAGGAGCGCGGACCCGGAAGUGCCGGACUGUGUGCAGUACUUCAUCUCGGGGGGGAGUGAGGAAGGACGGACUGUGUUUUUGUUUGAUUGUCCUUGCGUUUUGGUUUCAUUUUCAUUUGGGACUGCAACCCCUUUCUUUCCCUUUGUUUGUCGGGUUACACAUUGUUGUGUAUCCCGGCGCUGUUAUUAUUAUUAUUAUUAUUAUUAUUAUUAUUAUUAUUGUUGUUUGACCGGGUUACACAUUGCUGUGUAUCCCGGCGUUAUUAUUGUUGGACUUUUCCCGUGUUGUGGAUUAAAACCCGGAGUUUACC